GAAGCAUGGUAAACAGAGUGAGGAGGAGGGUAAAGUUAAACUGGUGGCGUUCACGCACCAUGGAGAGCGCCUUUGCGCACUGAUCUGUUUGGGAGAAAUCACUUAAGUUGAUGUCAUCUGCAGACUUUUCUGGAUUUAAUGUGUGUUUAUCUGUGAAGACAUGGAGUGAAGCGUUUUGCGCACCGGCCAGGAAGGAUGCCCGAGCGAAGAUGUGCAGCAGCCGGAAGAUCAUCUGGAGUUUGUUGGUUCUGUCGACGCUGGAGAUAGGGCUCGGGGUGUCCAGCAUCGCCCUGGGCGCGGUGGGCAUCAUCCGGGCGAAAGCCGAGCACAAGACCCAGCAGGGCGACGCUUCUCCGGUAUGGAGCGGAGUGUGUUUUCUUAUCUGCGGGCUGUGUGGCAUGCUGUGUGCACGGAAAAGGACAGGACUGAUUAUGAUCCUAUUUUCCUCCUGCUGCAUUUGCGGGUUAAUUGGUGGAAUCCUGAACUUCCAGUUUGUCCGCGCACUGGUCAAGCGUCCGGACACCAUGCGCUCUCUUCAUCUGGCCGUCAUGUCUCUAGCGUGUCUGGGCAUCAGCAGCUGCACGCUGUCCACGUGGUUGACCUGCAGACUGGCCAGCAGCGAACAGCAGCGCAUGUUUCUGGAGAGAGAACAUUCACUGCAUCACUCGCACGAAAUGGCAGAGAAGGUACGACAGGAGCUGGAGGUUUUGGAUAACACCAGCAAUGCCAUCUCUCAAAUCUCCUCCAACGGGCGGAGCGCUUCUCCAUGACGGCUCGCUGCCCACACACUCUCGACUGCACAGUUCUUCACUCUGAUUGGCUGAGUCAGGCUGACAGCUCUUCACUCUGAUUGGCUGAGUCGAUCUGACAGGAGAAGCAGAGACUGUAGACGCAGCGUCAGAUGUAUUGAACAGACAGACAGCCAAUCAGUGUCCAGUUACCUGAUGACCUCAGGAGACCUUGACAACCAGCGUACAGAAAAGAUAUUUGAGUACGAAACAAGCAUGCAAACGAUCUUCUCUCUCUUUCUGUGACUCUUUCUCUCUUCCUGUAUCUAGAUAAAGGGAAUGUUGAAUCUGAAAUUGUAAUCCUGAUAUUGUAUGGUAUACCGAAUGCUUUUAUCCUGACCGUAUCAAAUGCACACUGUAAAAUGCCUGUAAAGAUAUUUAUU
Messenger RNA from Rhinichthys klamathensis goyatoka, 1171 nucleotides. RefSeq names its product transmembrane protein 196. The transcript has 4 exons. The coding region runs from base 111 to 770 and encodes 219 amino acids. The record is from RefSeq and is a predicted model, not a curated record. Lineage: Eukaryota; Metazoa; Chordata; Actinopteri; Cypriniformes; Leuciscidae.